AUGGCUCCGAUUUCUGCAGAUGGAGAUAUCCGUGACCUGGCAUAUCCUGGUGGAAUCUUCCUCGAGGGCUAUCGUCGCUGGUGGUGGAAUGAGCUGGUGCUGUCCGUCAAGCUCCCCAAUACUGAGGUCGAAGAUUAUGUCGGUGGCCUCCGCAGUCACCCUUGGGAUGACGAGUACUAUUACGGUAACGGGGCUCUGUCUGCCGAUUUCCCCAGCAUCGACAUACCUGUCCUGACGGCAGUGAGCAUGACCAACACGAUUCACCCUCGUUCCGGAUUCAAAGCAUUUUCGACUCUAUCCUCACGAGUCAAAAGGCUCAUGGUCAUGGAUGCCGUAUACUCUGGAAAUAUGUACAAAGACUUCCAGCCUGACCUGGAGGCUUUCUUUGACCAGUACCUCAAGGGGGAGAAACUUGUAGAGGAGCCGCCAAUUGUGCGUAUGGUGCUUCGAACUGGGGAUGGAGGAUGGCAGUGGCGAACUGCAUCGACCUGGCCAGUCCCCAAAACUGAAUAUCGCGAGCUGUUCCUGGGGCCAGAAGCUGAAUAUUCGGCUGAUGUAGAAGAUGGAAACAAUGCAAUGCCCAUGGCAGUUUUCGAGUCAGCUCCGUUGGAGGAAGACCUCGAAUUGGUGGGGCACUUUCGGGCAACGCUGUGGGUAUCGUCCACGACGUCUGACGCUGACGUCUUUGUUGCUCUCCGUGUUAUUGAUGGCGGGCGAGAGGUUCCGUAUCGCACGUACGAGACAGGGUCAACCGCCCCUUUGACCUGGGGAUGCCUCAAAGUCUCCCGUCGAGCGACCAAUCCUCAGCGCAGUACGGUAGAGCGCCCCUGGCACACUCAUCAACGCGAGGAUGCUCAGCCCCUCGUCCCAGGAGAAGUGGUCAAGAUUGAUGUCGAGAUCAUGCCGGCUACUGGACGUGUUCUAAAAGGUCAUCAGCUGCGCGUCGAAAUCUCGCCAGUGGAGGGCCCUGGAUGCCUACCGGGAUGGGAGCGCGAGUACCAUGCAUCAUACCAUGCCGGGGCCACGAACCGCAUCUUAGCUGGAGCCUCAUUUCCUAGCUCCAUUACAAUUCCCGUUGUGCCUCGCGAUGACUUAUAG
Trichoderma breve is the source of this 1098-nucleotide messenger RNA. RefSeq lists its product as uncharacterized. The record is from RefSeq and is a predicted model, not a curated record. NCBI's taxonomy places the organism in Eukaryota, Fungi, Ascomycota, Sordariomycetes, Hypocreales, Hypocreaceae. Gene Ontology annotation, molecular function: dipeptidyl-peptidase activity. The coding region runs from base 1 to 1098 and encodes 365 amino acids. The transcript has 2 exons.